AUGUUUGAUUUUAUUCAUUUUUGGUCUUUUACAUUAUUUACUGUUUAUAAAGAAUUUUAUUUUUAUCCUGUUCAACAUACACAUGAAAAUAUUCAAAGUCUUCAGUUAAUUAAUGAAUUACGUAAUCGUACUCGUUGGUUUCCUGGUAUAGUUGGUUCACUAAUAUUACUUAUAAUAGCUAUUAUUCGUAAGCAGUUAGCAUUGGAUCGUAUAUUCGAAUUAAUUGCUUUAUGUUCUAUUGUGAUAUGUAGUUCGGGUAAAUAUCGAUUAUAUUUUGUUUUAUUGAUUGCAAUGAUUUCACUUGGAUUUGAAAUUAUUGAACAUAAUAAUGAUUGUAAAUUAAUUGCAAUAUUACAUGCUCAAACAAUGUUUAUGUUACAUAUAUAUUUAACUUCUGUUAGAAUGGAUGUUUGACCAUCAUCGAAACAAAAGCGACUUCCAAUACUAUUAUCGAUACUCUUUGGUAUUAUCGCCGGUCUUUUUCUCAUUGUUGUAAUUAUACUAGCGAUAUUAUUUGGUCAUGAAAAAAAUAAAACAAUCAGGUAUUCAACAACAGCAGUGAAAAUUCCAGUUAAUGAUACAAAUGAUUUAUGUUUAAGUCCAUAUUGUAUCAAAGCAGCCAAUUAUUUUCUUGAAAGUAUCGAUGAAAGUGUUGAUCCAUGUGAAAAUUUUUAUCAAUUUUCAUGUGGGAAUUGGAUUAAAAAUGCCAAAAUACCAGAAGAUGCGAAUUCUCAUAAUACAUUUGAAAUAAUGCAACUUGAAGUAAAUAAUGAUAUUAUUGAUCUUCUUUCAUCACCAAUAUCAAAUGAAACUAUAGAACCUAAUGCAAUUGGUAAUGCUCGAAGAUUAUUUUCUUCAUGUAUCAAUGAAGAAGCUAUUGAAGAAGAAGGCAUUGAUGUAAUACUUUCAUUUAUCAAUACAGAAUUAGGUGGUUGGCCUAUUUUACACGGAUCAACAUGGGAUUCAUCUACAUUUGAUCUUACUAAUUUAUUAACUAAACUUGGUCAAUAUAACGUAUUUACAUUGUAUUAUGUCGGAACUUAUCCUGAUGAAAAAAAUUCAUCAAGUUAUUGUAUUUAUAUGGGUCAAGGUAGUCUUGGUUUAUCAGAUCGUAGUUAUUAUAUUAAUGAAACUGGAAUUACACAAGCCUAUCGACAAUAUAUGAAAAAUAUUGCUUUAGCAUUGACUAAUGAUACAUCAAUAAUUGAUAAUGAUAUUAAUGAUAUAUUUGAAUUUGAAAAAACAAUUUCUCAAUAUUUCUGGACACCAGCUGAACAAUAUAAUCAAAUACAAGAUCGUACAAAUUUUAGUAAUCUCUCUUCUACAAUGAAUACAACUUUUAAUUUUACUGAUUAUCUUCAACGUAUUUAUCGUUUUGGAAAUGUAAGUCUUAUCGAUACAGAUAUUGUUACAUUGACUGAAUUGGCAAUGUUACGUAAUGUUUCAAUGAUUAUUGAUCAACAAUCAUCGCGUACUAUACAAAAUUAUUUAAUAUGGCGAUUUAUGAUGAAUAUGAUAGAAUCUAUGCCUAAAAAAUUUCGAAAUAUUAAACAAGAAUUUAAAAAAACAUAUGACGGCAUUACCAGUCAAAAACCACGUUCAAUAAAAUGUGUUACUUUUGUUACUAGAAAUAUGGGUCUUGCUGUAUCGAAACUUUAUAUAGGGAAACAUUUUGAUAAAACUGCUCAUAAAGAAUCAACUGAAAUGAUUCAAUAUAUUCGAAAUAUUUUUACUGAUAUGAUUAAUCAAUCGGUAUGGAUGGAUUCUAUUUCAAAAAAUGUAGCUAUAGAGAAAAUUCGAGUAAUGAGUCAACGAAUUGGUUAUCCUGAUGGUUUAGAUAGUGAUAAUAUAACGGAUCUUGAAAAAAUAUAUGAAGAGUAUAAUUUUAAUUCAUCUUAUAUACAAAAUGUCUUCACUAUAAUUCGACUAGCUGCAAAACAUAAAUUUCAAAUAUUACGUGAACCCAUUAAUCGAAAAGCUUGGACAUAUCUCAAUCCAACUGAUGUCAAUGCAAACUAUCGUCCAUGGUUCAAUGAUAUAACUCUCACGGCUGCCAUUCUUCGAUCACCAUUUUUCAAUAAAGACGCACCCAAAUAUUUGAAUUAUGGUGGUAUUGGAAUGGUUAUAGGACAUGAAUUUACACAUGGAUUUGAUAGUAUUGGUCGACAAUUUGAUAAAGAUGGAAAUAGAAUUCCUUGGUGGACUAAUGAAACAAUUAAUGCAUUUAAUGAACAAAAGAAAUGUGUUAUUGAACAAUAUAAUAAUUAUACAGUAGCUCAAAUCGAUAUGAAGAUCAAUGGUGAGCAAACUCAAGACGAAAAUAUUGCUGAUAAUGGUGGAUUGAAAGAGGCGUUUUUAGCUUAUGAAAAAUGGGCUCAAACUAAUCCAAAUAUUGAUAAAAAAUUACCAGGUUUAGCUAAAUAUUCAGCUGAACAAUUGUUCUUUCUUAAUUUUGGUAAAAUAUGGUGUUCAAAAUCCAAAGAUCAAUCUGAAAAAAAUGAUUUAUUGAUUAAUGUACAUUCACCUGGUGAAUUCAGAGUCAUUGGUUCAAUAUCAAAUUUAGUUGAAUUCGAUCAAGUAUUUGGAUGUAAACCAGGUCAAGGAAAUAGUCGAAUAAAUAAAUGUUUAGUAUGGUAA
Molecule: messenger RNA, 2637 nt
Organism: Adineta steineri
Lineage: Eukaryota; Metazoa; Rotifera; Eurotatoria; Adinetida; Adinetidae
Source: the annotation of a GenBank genome assembly